This is a messenger RNA of Leptonychotes weddellii (Weddell seal), 4391 nucleotides long. It is a transcript of the gene RTKN2, whose product is annotated as rhotekin 2. Gene Ontology annotation, biological process: signal transduction; hemopoiesis; positive regulation of cell population proliferation. NCBI's taxonomy places the organism in Eukaryota, Metazoa, Chordata, Mammalia, Carnivora, Phocidae. The record is from RefSeq and is a predicted model, not a curated record.
CCCGCGGCCGGACUUGGUACAGCCGGGACGGCGGUUGGCGUCCUCCGCGGCUCCAGCGAGCGGCGGGCUUUUCAAAUCUUACCUUUGGAGGAGUGGCGGCGGCCUUGGCUGUGGCGCUGGAGAUGGAGGGGCAGACCGUGAGGGGUCCCGAGCUCCGCCUGGCGGGGCUUCCCGCCCAGCAGGAUUGCAGCAUUCAAGAAAAAAUAGAUUUAGAAAUUCGAAUGCGAGAAGGAAUAUGGAAGCUCCUUUCUCUGAGCACUCAGAAAGACCAGAUCUUGCAUGCAGUUAAGAAUCUCAUGGUAUGCAAUGCUCGAAUAAUGGCUUACACAUCGGAGCUACAGAAAUUAGAAGAACAGGUUGCAAAUCAAACUGGAAGAUGUGAUGUGAAUUUUGACAGUAAAGAACGGACAGCAUGUAAAGGAAAGAUUGCCAUAUCAGAUAUUCGUAUACCACUAAUGUGGAAAGACUCUGAUCACUUCAGCAAUAAGGAACGAUCACAGCAGUAUGCCAUUUUCUGUUUAUUCAAAAUGGGAGCUGAAGUUUUUGAUACUGACAUGGUGAUUGUGGAUAAAACAGUCACAGAUCUAUGUUUUGAAAAUGUAACUAUAUUUAAUGAAGCAGGGCCAGACUUUCAGAUAAAGGUGGAGGUAUAUAGCUGCUGUACAGAAGAAUCUUCUAUAACCAACACACCAAAAAAACUAGCUAAGAAACUGAAGACAUCUAUAAGUAAAGCUACAGGGAAGAAAAUAAAUUUGGUGAUUCAAGAAGAUCAUGAAACAUGCUCGUCUUACAGUUCUGCUAUUUUUGGUGUAAAGUAUAAUUUGCUGGCUCAUGCUACUCUGACCUUGGAAAGUGCUGAGGACAGCUUCAAGACCCAUAAUCUGUCUAUUAAUGGAAAUGAGGAGUCUUCAUUUUGGCUUCCCUUAUAUGGCAACAUGUGCUGCCGCCUAGUCGCCCAGCCAGCUUGUAUGGCUGAGGAUGCAUUUGCAGGAUUUCUUAAUCAGCAGCAAAUGGAAGAAAGCCUGAUUAGUUGGAGAAGGUUGUAUUGUGUUUUAAGAGGGGGUAAACUUUAUUGUUUUUACACUCCAGAAGAAAUUGAAGCUAAAGUGGAACCAGCUUUGGUAGUGUCCAUUAACAAGGAAACCAGAAUUCGGGCAAUGGAUAAGGAUGCCAAGAAAAAAAUUCAUAAUUUCUCUGUCAUCAACCCUGUUGCCGGACAGGCUGUAACUCAUAUUUUUGCAGUGGACAAUAGAGAAGAUCUUCAGAAAUGGAUGGAAGCCUUCUGGCAACAUUUCUUUGAUCUUAGCCAAUGGAAGCAUUGUUGUGAAGAACUUAUGAAAAUUGAGAUUAUGUCACCACGGAAACCACCUUUGUUCUUGACAAAAGAGGCGACCUCAGUCUACCAUGAUAUGAGCAUUGAUUCACCUGUAAAACUUGAAAGUUUAACUGAUGCAAUACAAAAAAAACUUGAAGAGACAAAUGGACAGUUUCUUAUUAGUCAGCAUGAAGAAUCCUCACCACCUCUUUGGGCCAGCCUCUUUGAUGAUAAUCAUCAAGUGGUUAUCCAGAAAAAGGUAUUAUCUCCUUCAAGCAAGCAGUUACAUGAUGGGAAAGGGAAAAAAAGACGCGCUCCCCUUCCUCCUUCUGAUAAAGCUCCAUUCAGCUUAAAAACCCAGAGCAACACAGAUCAAUUGGUUAAGGACAACUGGGAGAAAACAAGUGUGUCUUGGACCUCGCCUUUGGAUACCAAAUUAUCAACCCUAAUGCAUCACUUACAGAAACCGAUGGCUGUUCCUCGAAAACUUCUUCCUGCCAGGAAAAAUCAUUUAAAUGAUGGUGAACACAUAGACACUAAAACCAAUUUUGAAGCCAAGCCAGUGCCAGCUCCAAGGCAGAAAUCUAUCAAAGACAUUUUGGACCCUAGAUCAUGGUUGCAGGCACAAGUAUAGAAGACCUUUAAUGUAUAAAGCAUUUAACAAAAUCUAUAACUGUUAGGCUUAAUUCAGAAGCACUAGAGAUAUGGUAAUAUGUAAUUAUGUUGGUAAAUAUGAUAGUGAUUUACAUCAAUAAUUAAUAAGCUAUUAGGUAUUAAAAAUGCUUUAUAAUGAAGAAAUGGAUUUCUCUUUUACUUCUGAUCUUCAGAAUAUAAGUGAUUUCCCUGGUAGAGUGCAAAAGGCAGUUUCUAGACAAUAUCCUACUUGUUGGAAGGGUUAAUUUAUUCCUAAAUUAGUGCCAGCAGUGAGCAAGCACUAGGCAGAAGAAGGCAUUAAAAUUUCUUUGGGGAGAGACUGUCUAGUAAUUUAAAAUGUGUUAAAUAUGAGCCAUAUUCUCAUUGUGAGAAUUUUAAUAGUAAUGGAAUGUUUCAAAAGUUUUAUACAAACCACAAAUUAUAGAAUCCACCCAAGAAAAUUUCUUCUUAGCAUUCUGGAAUUCUCAUCUAAUGGUUCACUGGCUCUCAUCUGUUGUUUAACUCACUAGUUAACUCACUGACCUUUCAAAUUCCUGAGAUGAAUUUUGGAAUAUUAAAUCCUUCAUCUUUAAAGGGAAUUUAUAAUGUGCUAUUCAGAGUUGUUUCCUUGAUGAGCCCUGAAAUCCUGUUGACAUCAACUCUCGUAAGUGAAGCAUAACAUUUAUUAGUUUAGAGAAAAGGUAAAUGAAAUGUUCUUUUAUUUCCAUUUUUCUAUGCAUGGUGCUAAUUUCAAUUGUGACAUUGGAAUUUGGGGAAGUGAGUAGCUGAUUAACACCUUAAAGUUCAUUUAAUACUUAUUUAAAAAGCAGAUGGCCGAUUCAAAAAUAUCAGAAAAGUUGGCCAUGAUAAUAAUUUUCAGAAUCAAUCCUUUUAAAACAUUUUAAUUAAAUUUCCUUUUUCUAGUAAGGGUUGAUGUCUGCUAUUGAUAUUAUUCAUUAAAAGUCAUAUUCUUACAACAAUGACAUCGGAAUCAUUUCCAUAGGAGGUAAUUUCCAUAGCAACUAAUCAUAGUGACCCAAACAGGAUUAUGAAAUCAAGUGAGGAAUUAAUAGCAAGAGGAUGAAUACCUUAAAGGAACAAAAAUCCAUUUUUUAAAUAAUAAUACUCGUAAACAAGAGCUGAACAGUUUUAAAAAUCAAAUCAGAAUUUCCAAAUAAAACAGUUUCCAUAAGGUGUCAGCAACGGCACAAAAAAUCUGAAAUCACACUGAACCCUAAAUGUCAUUGCAAGAAAUAAAAAUAUAAGAAUUAAAUUACUGCCCUGUGUUUAAUCUCUGGAGAUCUUUUUAAAGCUCACAAGAACUCUAUUUGGAUCAGAACUACAUUAUUACAAAGUAAAAUGAACACUUGACAAAAAAGUAACAUUAAUUUAAAUGGAGCCUUUCAUUAUUCUUAGAUAGCAGUCUUUCUUCAUUUAUAUGGAAUGAUGUAACUGCCCGGUUACUUUUGUGUUUGCGGGGGACUCCUAGUAAGAAUUGCAGCUCCAGGGAGUAAUGACACAAAAGGUCUCUUGUGACCCGUGACACCAGGAGAGACAUAGUAUUUGAUGAGAAGGAAGCCCCAUGUGCCUGCCUUAGAGGAUUGUAGAGACAAUCACGUGCAUGAAAACCUGCAAAGGUAGGAUUAAUUCGUUUUUUCUAACGAGAAGGCUCUCAUAAAUUCUGUUGUGGUUGCCAAUUCAGUAAAUGACGUAUUAAAAAUCUACAGGAUAUUAUUGUUUGAAUUUUUGUUUAUUUUUUGAACUUCACUGCUGUUUCUGACAGUGUUUGUGACUGUCAUUGCCACUAAAUUAUUGAGCUAGAAGAUGCUGCAGGCAAAAUUGUUUCUGAAACUGUCAUCUAAGCAUUUUUUUUUUUUUUUUAGUUGAAGCCUUCCUUAUAACAACCAGUGUUAAAACUUCCAAAUUAUAUUCUUGUCAUUUCCUCAUGCAUAUUAUAUCAAGAAGGAUUUAAGGUGUACUGGAAAGAGAAUUUAUUCAUAGAGAAACUACCUAGCAGUUGUGCCCUCAGUGGGAUACUUUGAAAACAAGGCUGAAGUCCUUCCUCCUAGAAAUAUUUAUGUGAAGCCUGACCAAGGACCACAGUUACUCAGGCUAUUUCUGGGGGCCCAUCUAGCUGUAUGCUACAGAGACUUUGGGAUCGGGCUGAAGUCUUCAGCUUCACUUCCUUUAGCGUGGUGUUCAUUAAAUGUUAGCUCACUUCCCCCAAAAGGUAUAAUACAAAGUCGGGGCUCCCUCCCUUCCUUCUUUCCCUCUUACUCCCUUCCUUCCUUCCUUCCUUCCACAGUUAAAAAAAAUCUAAAAAUACUUAGUUAAACACUUUGUCAAGGAGUUCGUCAAAAGAAGUAUUUGUUUUCUCAUUUCCUAAACCGGAAGUUUAUGACAGAUAAAAAUAUGUCAUGUAAUAAAAGAUGUUUCAGCUUUU